Messenger RNA from Gastrolobium bilobum, 945 nucleotides. RefSeq lists its product as uncharacterized. Lineage: Eukaryota; Viridiplantae; Streptophyta; Magnoliopsida; Fabales; Fabaceae. The coding region runs from base 1 to 945 and encodes 314 amino acids. The record is from RefSeq and is a predicted model, not a curated record. The transcript has 5 exons.
AUGCAAGAGAAGCUUGACAAUCUUUGCGAGCUGGUAAACAAUACUGAGGAACAGUCAUUGACAUAUGCAAAUGAUGGAGAAUUGGUGUUGAAUGAAACUUUGGGGUUUGAUAAAAUUAAGGUUGUCGAUUGCGGUUGUUGGCGUUGUGAUAAACACGAUGGCUUGUCUAAUGAGCUGGUGGGUAGCUCUGUUAUACUUGCUACAGGCUCCAAUGGAAAUGAAGUGAUUCAAUAUAAGAGUGAAGAACCAGAGGAGCGAAGAAUGUCUGACUUGUCAGAUUGGGCUUCUUCAAGUGUCACAUCUGCUGCUGAUAUCCAGUUAAACACUUUGGCUGUAGAACAAGACAUCUAUAAUCUUAAGAGAGAUUCGGAAGAGAAGGAUACCACAAUAAAGGAGCUAACCACUCUGCUGAACUCUUCUGAGGUUGCUAAUUCCAAGAGGGUUGCUGAAUUGGAAGACAUUCUACGUAGGAAGAAUACGACAAUUACAAAAUUAAAGAAGGACUUGGUGUUUCUAGAACAAAAGGUUGUGCAACUUUCAAGACUUAAUCGACCCUCCUUCUCUGCCAGUGACAAAAAUGGUGGCCACCUGCCAAAGAUGAGAGAUAAUCUCCUUUAUGAUAUGGAGAGCACUACUAGCCCUUCCUCUUCCGAUUCAGAUAGUGCUCCAGUAAUAAAUGCAAAAGAUUUGGCUGCAACGGUUGAUCUCAUUGGCUUGAACCAGAGUUCUGCUUUAGCAAUUGGUAAGAAAUCUGCACCAGUAAAACCCUUCAGUUCUUCAGAGAAAUCUCGAUCAGUGGCUCCUUUUAAAGAAAUUUCAACAUAUCGGAAACCUAAUGCAGCUUCUUCUUCGAGCCAAUAUCAAUUGUCAGCUCGUGGAGACUUGAAAAAGAGCAAAAGACGAUCUCUUAGUGGAGCUAAGGGUGGAACUGCUCAUAAAGAGUAG